Molecule: messenger RNA, 681 nt
Organism: Aspergillus chevalieri
Lineage: Eukaryota; Fungi; Ascomycota; Eurotiomycetes; Eurotiales; Aspergillaceae
Product: Zn(II)2Cys6 transcription factor domain-containing protein
Exons: 2
Coding region: 1-681 (226 amino acids)
Biological process (GO): regulation of transcription by RNA polymerase II
Cellular component (GO): nucleus
Molecular function (GO): zinc ion binding; RNA polymerase II cis-regulatory region sequence-specific DNA binding; DNA-binding transcription activator activity, RNA polymerase II-specific
Source: RefSeq, a predicted model, not a curated record
AUGUACCCCUUACCACCCCAACUCCAGCUCCAAGCUCAAGCUCAAGCCCAAGCCCAAGCCCAAUACACCGUCGUCCACCCACAGCCUCACCCUCAACCACAACCGCAAUCGCAACCGCAACCUCAGCCCCAAUCGCAACCUCAGCCCCAAUCGCAACCUCAAACCCAAUCGCAAACCCAAAACAACCACCAAAAUCCAACAAUCCAACCCAGCAAAAACGCCAACGCCAGUGCAAAUUCCAAUGUCAAUCCGACAAAAACCCGCCCCUCAGCAUCUUGCAUCCCAUGCCGCAAUCGUAAAGUCAAGUGCAACCGCCAAACCCCCUGCAGCACAUGCCUCUCGCGCUCGCACCCGGAACAAUGCACCUACACCACAACCGACACGGACCGCUCUGCUAUGAAAUCCGCCGAGACAAUCGCGGACCUGCGCCGCAAGAUCCGCGCUCUCAAGAUGCAGAUUUCCGAGGACGAGAAUGAUGAUAAUGGUGAAGAAGAGGCUGGAGGAGGGGUUGAUUGGAGGGAACUCGAGGCGAUGGAGACUGUGUUUGGGGAGAUGAGGGAGGGUGAGGAGGGGGUUGUGGAGGGCAUUGUUGGGAUGGUGAGGGAGGGAGUUGGGAUGGGGGAGUUGGCGGGGUAUGUUAUGGAUUUGAGGAAAAGUCAGGCUGUGGUUGAAGUUGUGUAG